Messenger RNA from Strongylocentrotus purpuratus (purple sea urchin), 9948 nucleotides. RefSeq names its product cilia- and flagella-associated protein 46 (gene cfap46). The coding region runs from base 83 to 8782 and encodes 2899 amino acids. Gene Ontology annotation, biological process: cilium movement involved in cell motility; axoneme assembly. Gene Ontology annotation, molecular function: protein binding. The transcript has 66 exons. Lineage: Eukaryota; Metazoa; Echinodermata; Echinoidea; Camarodonta; Strongylocentrotidae. The record is from RefSeq and is a predicted model, not a curated record.
AUUGUGGGUAUUAAACAAUUUCUGUUGCCAAGGUUGCCUAGAGUACCGAAAUUAUGCAAAGUCUUCAUCUUUUACUGUCAAAAUGGAUAGUAACAUAAGACAACUACUGGCAGCUACUCAACAAUUUGGAGUGCAAGGAAAGGGAUCUUUCCUUCAUCAAGCGUAUGACCUGUUGAAGAGUGCUGCUGACUCUAAACCAAAUCCAGAUGGCCCUCUGCCAUUCAACCAAGAUCUCUAUGUGCUGUGUGCAGAACUGGCGCUUAAGAAUGAUCUGCCACACAUCACCAAGGAGUGCCUCAAAAUGUUCUUCAUGAAAACUCCACCGUCCAACCAAUUUCUGUGUAGAGCCUACCUAUGCCAUGCUCAGCUGUUAGCACCUUCAUCAGCUAAUGACUCUGCCCAGCUUGAAAAGGCGGUGGUUUACAUCCAAAAGGCAAUCAACUUUGCUAAAGAAAAUCCAAGGUACCAUUUCCUUGUCUACAAUGCUUCAGUCCUCUACUGGCAGUUCUGUCGACCGUUCCUGAAGCUCAACUUCCGACAGUACCUCUCCGUCAGUCUCCAUCACGUCGUCAAGGCGCUGGAUGAUAUUGAAGACAAGGACUACGAGUGGCGAGCCCAGCUUAUGAUAGCCCUCAUUGAAUGUCAUGCAGACGCAGGUCGGACCAAGGAGGCUGCGGAGGUCAGCAAGGCCACUGCCGAGUUCACCAAGACGCACGUCCCACUCCUCUACAAACAAGUUAUAGCUCUCCAGGUUCGUCACCAGCUUGUGGAUAUGACCAAACUUCAGAAGGAUCUCAGAUCAAGCGGUGAACUCACUGUUUAUUUCAAGCUCAUGAGAUUGAGAGUUGCUUUUGAGCAGGGUGAAAUAACCGACCAUUCACCUCAUCUGGAGCGGAUACUGAAGAACAUUGUGCACGACGAAGACUUCUCUCGAGCCUCGAGUUCCAUGAGCGCGGCUAGUGGCAGAAAGACAGCAACACCGACUACUACUGAAGAAAGGAAUAGGUCAUCUGCUUCCGCCCAAGGAUCGGGCGAAGGGUCGAGCUCCCCUUCCAUAGCUUCUAUUAUACGCAUGGCCAACACUGCCAACGAGGUCACUAGUCCAACUGAUGAGCCCGUAUCAUCUGGCGCUAGUCCAACCGAUGAGCUUGUAUCAUCUGGGUCACCAAAACUUGACCCACCUGUCAAGUCUAUUGCGUCUAAAUGGAAAGCAGCUCCCGUAGCCCCUGUCAAUAGGGAUAAAAAAGCGUCAUUGUUACUAGACCUGGCCCGUCUCUGUUCUGAAUACAACCUGCCUGAUCUCCUAGCCAGGACUCUGGAUGCCAUGAAGAACUUUCCUCUCAAGGACAAAGGUGCAUUCUUUGAGAUGGAGUUUCUCCAAUGUGACCUGAUGGUUAGAAACCUACUGGACAAACAGGAAACUUACAACAAGAAUGCAGUGGAGGUUCGUCUGCAUGCCAUAGAUCGUGUAAGCGAGGCCGUCAUGAACGCGGUCCGUCACGGUGAUCCUAACAUCAUACAGGCUGGCUGUGUGACCCUGUGGAAUGUCUGCUUACCUCUGCUACAGUUGAACCUCAGGGGUCAGCUCAGGAAACCCCUCACACUCCUUGCCGAGUCCCUGGAAAAUAUUCAGAGUUUACUGAUCCUGCUGCGGUGUCAGAUGCAUACUGAGUUAGCUAAAUGUGAAGAAGACAUGGAACAGAUACAAGUGGCUAUGGAACAUCUGAAAAAGGCUCUGAGUCUUGAUGAUGGAGGACAUUACCAUGAACGUCUAGAGACGUCUCUUCACCGCCUGGAGCUGAGAGCUGAGCUUUACAAGCCACCAGAGAGACUGGAGGAUCAGGCUGCUAUGAUCAUUGAACAGGCAAGAACAAGUGCUGAUUCUGGAACUGUCCUGAUGAAGCGGUCACUGUUGGUCAAGGCCGGACAGGCCCUGUCUCCGGAUGCCUUCAUGCUGGUCCUAGAGAGUGAGAGAGCACCUAAAGCUGGAGGGCGUGGUGCUGAUUCCAUCAUAGCUCAGCUUGGUGGCAAGGCUAGGAACUUCAAGAAGAGUACUAAGAAAGCCAUUGGACACAUCAAGAGAAUUUGUAGUGAGAAUGAAAGGGAAAGGGCCCGUCUGUGGGGAGACCUUGCCAAGACUGCUCGUAAGCAAGAGGUUUGGGAUAUCUGUCGUGUAGCAGCCCGCUUCUGCCUUCUCUACGACGAUGAUCGCUGGAGCAAACCUCAAUCUCCUUCCAGACCAGAAACACGCCAAGAAAAUUCUAGUGUUGCCAGUGACCAUCCACCCACCUCUGAAACACCAACGAGUCGUAAGAAGUCCCAGAACACCAUUGUUGCUGAACCGGUCCUGGGCUUGUCGGACAAGGAUCUCGUCCGUAUGCUCGCUGAGGUUCAUUUUCUCAAUUCAGAGGCAUUGAUUCAUCUGUUGAGGUCAGAGGAUGUUGAGAUGUAUAACAAACCUAUCCCACCGGUAGACAAGAGAAAGCAUCCCAAAGGAUACAUCCCUAAGAAACCAGAGGAGGACCCAGACUGGAUUGACUAUUGUGACUUCAUCAAGUACCUGACAGCCUCAUCCACCAAGGGUUUCCUGCGGGCUGCUGAACUUGGUGUGACCCUCAACGAAUCCUGGAUUGUGUGCAGCGCUGCUUCGUACUUCUGGAACUACACCAACCAUGUGAUGACUGAGAACAGACACAGAGAGCUGGUUACUCCCUUUACGUCUCUUCUUCAGGCCCUCAAGCAAGUUGGCCAUUCCAGUGAAACAGUCCUUCUGGUGAACCUAUGCAAUGCCUUGGCUGUUGGCCUGAUUCUCCCCUGGAUACCCAACCCUGACGCUGAACCCGACGGGCCCUCCCCACCCCAGGUGAAAGGCAAGGGUGCAAAGGAUCCAGACCCCUCCCCAAGGAAAGCCAAGUCGGUGGCCAGCCAUACCAGCGGCAAGAGUAAGCAGGUGUUGGCAGUGGACCCUGAUGGAGGUACCGACAUCAAACAAGCACUUGAGGUAUGUGACUAUGCCAUAACCGUGACCAACGGGACCAGACCUCUGGACCUGGUACCCAUCGCUAUCCGCCACCCCCUGCUCAUCACGUGGGUCCGUGUCAAACAGCUCCUCAACCAACAGAUCCAGAAGAGUCUUGGCACUGAAGAUGAGAGCAACAUGGAUGGCCAGCGACCCUUAACCCGAUGUAUGGUUGCCUUGGAGAUACUGACACUGAAUGGGAAUGGCAUCAUGGACUUCAAAGAUGCACCGUCUCUCAAUGAUUUGAGUAACCUGGUAGAGCAGUGCCAAUGGCCAGACCCGUCUGUGGAGCUCCAGGUCUGGUCUCGUCUGACCUACCUUGCAUACAAGUCCAAGAACCACUCCCUUGUGAUGCGCUGUGCUGCUAAGGCUAUGGCAUUUGAUGCGGUUCCGAUCAAGCAUCGUAGACUGGACGAGCACAAACAGAUGGUAUGGUAUGAGAUGUUGAGCUAUGCUAGCUGUGUCCUGGGCCAGAGCCAUGUACGUAGCAUGGAUGGAAACAACGCUGUACGCAGAUCAGCAAUGGAAGCAUUCCUCUACAGUGUCAGAUAUGGAAGGAAGGCCAACAACUACGACCUGGUGAUCACCGCAGCAAGACGUUACUGGAAUGCAUGCUUGGUGUUGAUCUCGGAACCCUUGGAACGUCAGCUCCUCAAAGAACCUCUGACGUCCAUCUUAGAGUGCAUCAAUGCUACAUACAAGAAAGAUGUGAAAGUGAAAACUGAUGAUAGUGAUAAUGAGGAUGAAGACGGAGGAGCCCCCACCCCUCGCACCAUGGCUUCCUUUGCAACUUUGCCCUCGUCCACUGUCGACAUCUUAUCUGACCCAGAGGAUGACGUGACCCUCAGAGCUGCUAUCUAUGGUGUCCUCUUUCAGGCUUAUGCUGACCAGGGAGAAUGGGAGGCAGCUUUAGCAGCAAUGGACAAAGCAGUGAAUGACAUGCCGAGAACUAAACAUAGACUGUUGAUCUUCAAGCAUCGUCUGAUGGUGAAGGCACAACUAGGACGGGACAUUCAUGUUGAUAUUGCAAAAUUCAGAGAUGAGAGUGAGGACUAUGUAGCUCUAAUGUGGUACAAGGUGGCUAAAUGUUCCAAGGAUCAGUUUGAGCAGCUCACUGCAUACCAGAAUGCUAUUGAGGCUCUGAGGUCCCCCUCCAGUGAUUGGCAGAAGGUGGAAUACUUGAUGGAGUUUGCUGAAUGGCUCUACCUCAACGAGUUCCCUCUUCAGGAUUGCAUGGACCAGCUAGAAUGGGCCGCUGAUAUCCUUCUUAAUAUGAGGAUCAGGACUCGCAGCGCAAAGAAAAGUGCAGGAUCUGAGAGAGGUAUUAAGAGGAAGAAGUCUAAGAGGUCAUCUAAGGUCAAUACUCCUGUAGAGAUCCAGCAGCCUUCCCCAGCCCCUACAGACAACAAGACAGUCGAUACAAUGGAGAGUGGUGAUGCUGAUGGGAUGAAGGCCGCUCGCUUUGUACCGGUCCAGAAGACCUUCGUCAUCGGUCUCUCCGCAUCCAAUCUGGACUUGAGCGUGGAGGAGAUCACCAGCGCAAAGAUCCUAGAGCACCUUGUACGCAUCCACACCAUGCUGGCUGUGGUUGCCGGGCGUGGCUCCGAUGCCCAUAGCAACUACUGUACCUUGGCCUGGGGCUUUCUCUCCAGACUCAUGCAGGUGUCCAUAACUUCUGCCGGUCAAGUGGCCAAGGAGCUGGCCAAAGCCGCAGCGGCCGGUGAUCAGACGGCUGCUAAGGGAUCCGCCAAGGGGAAGAAAGGAGGAGACAAGGGUAAAGGAGGCAAGGACCAGGAGCCUGUCAAGGAGAAACCCAAGCGGAAGGGACCCAUCGAUGCGGUGCCUACUAGUCCUGAAGAAUGGGCUGCUUAUGAUGUCCCUGAUGAGAUCCGAGAAGCCUUCAAGCAUGACCCGUCUGGAGAGAGUAUUAACAAGGCAUCUAUUCUCAAACCGACAUUGACCAUGUACUAUCUGGAGACCUUAGUGAUGGAACUGAGAGCAUCUAACUUCACCCAUCUUGUCUUCCCUGCACUCAACAUGGCUGAGGUCAUAGCCAGGGACAUUGUCUUCUCUGAGACAUCCGCAAAGACCUAUCGUCUCAUUGCUGCUGAGGUAUGCUGGGAGAUGAACCUGUCUACAGCAGCUAAGUUUCAUGAGGCUGUGGUAGGACCAACAAAUCUCAGCACAGAGGAACAAGCCAAAUCCCGAGAUGAGAUUGCUAAGCUGAAAGAGAAGCAAGCCCAAGUACAGAGAGAGGCCAAGAGGGUGGAUGAGCUCAAAAGAAACAUAUCAGCUGAUAAGACCAAGAACCUUAAACUAGCCAGGACUGUUAUCCAUCCAGACCAAAAGACUGAUAUCGUUGAGGCAGUGAAAGGACUCAAGAAGUCACUGAGUGCUCAGUCUUACAGACAGGCAUGGACACAGCAAGCUGAGAUACUUAUCAAACAGGGCUACUACCAAUCAGCCAGAGAGCUUCUGAACGAGGCAUACCUAGCAGCUCAGGCCUUUGAAGAUACUUGGACCCAAGCUUACAUCCUCCUCCAUCUGGCCAGUCUUGCCAUUGGUGAUGGAGCCAACUAUGGACAGGCAAUCAACCUUCUUAAAGAGGCACAGGCCCUUGAGACUGAUGAGAUGUUUUGGUUGAAGACGACCCUCCUGAUGGUAGAUGCUUAUCUGGGAAAUAUAGAGGAUAGGGAGAGGAGCAACAAGGCUAGAGCUCUCAUCCUCAAGUCUAUAGCAACCUUCACUGUACUGGCUGAAAAGAGACCAAACAAAGCAGGCAUGAUCAACUAUAUCAAGGCUACACUGGACGCUAAAUUUGCUGAGGUGCAGGUAAACCAGGUUCUACAGGAGUGCCGUGAUACCAUGCAACCCAAGGCUCAUAGAGAGCUACAGACGGCUUGUCAGAAGUUUGAAUGCAGCGCCCAGGAGAUGUUAGGAGCUGGAUACAAGAGAGAAGCAAUGCAGAUCAUGCAAAAACAGGCCAAUAUCCUAAGGUUAUUUGCCUGCGAUAGCCAAGACAAAGAGCUACAGCACAAGUUUCUCUUGGAGGCUUACGGUGUGAUGAAGACAGUGGUUUCCAUAGCAGAUGAUCUCAUGAUUCAGAUCCAAACACUGUCUUCUGUUUCUGAGAUGAGAAACGUGAGCCUGCCUGUACAGCGAGAAGCCUGUGCUGCCAAGCUGACGCUGAGUGAGCUCCUCAUUGAUGUGUUUGCCAUCUUUGCUGAAGAGGACAGGAAACACAGGAUUGCAGAAUCUAGGAAAGGUUCUCUUGAGAAGUUGGUUGAGGAGUUUAUUGCAGCCACACCGAUAAUGAGUGAUGUGACCAGGGAUUGGAAGGAACUCACUAGCACUGUAGCAUCUUCUGCUCUGAGUCAGCUGACAGGUGCACUGACUCUAGGGGGCUCCAUACCACACCUCAAGGCAAAGGCCAUGUACAACAUUGGUCGCUGCCUGAGGAUGCUGGGUAUCCAGAGAGGACCAAACCCUCCUAACCAGUGGGACGUACAGUUCAUGAACCUGGUACCUGUACCAGCGGCUAGCAAGGCCCCGCCCCAGCCUACCCAGGGAGAUGGGGGAGAUGGGGAGGAGGAGGAAGCUGAGGCGAAGGUAGAGGAAGAAGAAGAAUUGACUCCGGAAGAGAACAGACAAGCUGAGAAGAUCAGUAAGAUGGUCAACCAGUAUAAGGGUGAGCAGACUGCAUCUGAGUUAUACCUGAGCCAAGCCACUGAAGUCCUUGCACAAUGUGUUCAGCUGGCUCUACAGAAUAACCUCAAGGACAUUGUACGGUCAGCCUGCAUGGACAUCAUCGAGUCCUGCGGCCAGUAUGACCAGGCCAUGGCCUGUCACUACCUUGCCCUGUACCAGUCCUGCCAGGCCUCUGCCUCCCUGGAGGAUGCCCUCACCAGGGCACAGGUGGACCCGACAACCUCCAGACAGGCUAACAUCCUGCACCAGAGACAGCAGCUCCUGGGCCAGAACACAGCCACUAACCAGGGCAUGGGGACAGUCAUGAAGACGGCUUUAGAUGCUCUCGAUACGGAGUCAGAGGCUUGGAAGCGUUUAUCGAUUGCAAACAAUCAUUUGGAGCUGAUAAAGGAACUGCCACCAAACUUCAACAUUGUCAUUCUACAGCACACGGAUGACAGGUCCGUGCUGUACGGAGCCAUUCUUGACAAGCCCAAGGCCGGUGGUGAUAAAGGUGGAAGGUCAAAGGGCGGCGGCUCCUCCCACACCUCUAGGGCAAAGGUCACUCGUAAUCUGGUUGACCCAUCAGCUCUAGAAAACCUCUGCUAUAGGUUCCGUCAGCACAAACAGGAAGUGAUGCAGACCUUACUGAAGGCCGAGUACAGGAGAUCUCAGAAGGCUCAGAGACAGCGUAUGCUGGAAAACCUCUCUGAUGAUAUGAAAGAAGCAGUCGCUGAGUUGGUAGAUGAUCUAGGAGAGACAGAGAACCAUCUUCAGGCUCAGUUUAUCAACCUUCUCUUGACCCUAGAAGACUAUCUCAGACCUAUCACCUCUUACUUAGAACCAGCCAUAAGAGCUCUAGAUACAUCCAACAACCCUCCAGCAGGGCGAGAUGCGGCUAACCAACCCCAGGAUGAAUGUGUCAUCAUCUUAGCUGACCAGUGGCUACUUGAGAUGCCCCUUGAAGCUCUGGCCAUCUUCUCUUCUCCGGCCAUUAGUGCGCUGACCAGAGACUUCUCUCUGCAGAUGCUCUACAAUAGAUUCUACAGGGAACCUGAAGAUGAGAUGUCAGAGGAGAAGAAGAAGAAAGAAGCUGCCAAAGCUAAAGCAGCUAAGGACAAGAACAAAGGGGUCAAGAUGGUACCCCUAGACAGACCAGUACCACCAGGUUGUCUCCCUCUAGAUACACACAGCUUCAAAUAUGUCGUGGAUCCUCACUAUGAUUCUCCUGAAACAGAUGCGAACAGCCCUGUCCAUGUGACCAAGGAAGCCCUACAGCUUUACCAGACCCAGUUCACAGCUAGAUGGGAGGGGUUGAUUGGUGAUGAUCACAUACCAAGUCUGGGAGAGUUUGAAGAGCAGAUGAAGGACUGCAAUGCAUUCGUCUUCUACGGACUUGAGAAGUUUCUAUCCCAACUGCCGCCAUUCAAACUAGCCCCCGUCAACCUAUCAGAAAUCUCUCUAGCAAUCAUACUGGACCUGGUGCAGACCAACCAGAGUUUCAUGCGUCAGUCAAAGAUUGAUGUAGAAAAGAGCAACACUGACCUAUCCCUUGAGAAGCCAGUGGAGACAGCCAUGCUGCUGAGCUUAGCUGGAGCUGGGUGUGUGAUGGCUAACCAGUGGCACUGCAAGCUAGGGGACAAUGCUUCAACCUUCAACACACUCAUGAAAGGUCUUCUGGAGACCGGCCGCACCACCGGUCAGACAGUCCGUCGCAUGUUCAUCCCGUACUACAAGGCUCCAGGAGAGGAGGAGGAAGAGGACGAAGGAGAGGGUGAGGGGGAAGAUGCCACUCCCGAUAAGGAGAAAGAUGGCAAGGCAGGGGGCAAGGCCAAGGCUAGUGCUAAGGGGGGCAAGGGAGGCAAACAAGAGGAGCAAAAGAAGGAGAAGGAUACAGGUAGGAAGAAGAGUGGGUCAAUGUCGGGUCGACCCCAAGGUCAGGGGUCAGCAGCAUCCAGUGGCAAGGGUCAAGAGGGCAAAGGGGAUGGCGACCAGCUUCAGCUGGACUUGUUGAAUCGAGGAUGGUUCAACUUUGUCUGUUAUGGUCUGCCCAAUCUCAUUGUCACUCAAGUCUAAGAAAUUAUUGAAAUUGAAUACAAAAACUGUUUGCUAUGUGUCUUUCAAAUAGGCCCACGAAUAAGACAUUUCUAUGUAAAUAUAGAAUAAGGAAUUUUGCUGUCCAUGGAUUACCCUCUGUUUUUUAAAAUAAGAAAAGUAAGGUAAUAUCCUUUGUUAUUUCUGACUUGCAUGCAUGAAUAUAUUAUGCAAAUUUCAGUAAGUGUUAAACAAGACGGUUUAACAGACAUGAAAGUUCAAGAAGUCAGUUAUUUUGUUCAACAGGAUAACCAUCCCAUCCUACGAUUGUUAUUUUAAUGAAUGAUUGCAAAAACAGGUUUUAUCCUUGCAAGAACAGUUUUUGAAUAUAUAUAUAUAUAUACAUACACAUGUGUUUAACAAUUCAAACUCAACAAUGCUAUUAAUCACCUUUCAUAUAGGGUUCGAUUUCAUAUUUGAAGUUUUGAAAUUGCCUUGCUGUUUUCACAUUGGUUUAAAAUGGAAAGGAAGACUGAAUUAAAAAAAAUUAAAUAUGAGUUUUAGCAAAUGAAUUCAACUGUAUAAAAAGUUAAACUUCACCAUUUGUAAAUCUGAUCACCCUGGUCUUUCAAAAUGUGCUCAUUGAUAUAGUUGAUAUGUUUCUCCUGCUCCAUAAUUAAGGUACCAGCACAUUUCUUGUGAUGAAACCGUUUGAUUCACAUGUUACACAUUUAUUCAUAUUAUCAGUGGUUGUUAUCCAGGUUGUUGCUUUAUAGGAGAACCUUAAGCAAAGUCUUAAAUCUUGAAGGGGAUGUUUUAUGACAAAAAUAUGUAAAUAUUUGGUCUCUUGUACAUUGAUGCGAGAUGAUUUAAGUGAAUUAACUUAAUCUAAUAAUUUCCCUGCUUAAGCAGAAUUACUUGUAGUAAUUGUUUAUUAACUGUAAUUUUGUAAAUGCAUCCAACAUGUAUGUGUGUCUCUAUAAAAACAUAAAUGUAUGAUGCUCCACAAAAAUCAUAUGUGUAUUCUGCACAACUUGUACUUGUUUUUCAUAUUUCAGAUCCGUCCAAUUCAUUAUGCCUUGAUUACUUUUCAUUCUGUUCGAUGUUUUAUUCAAAAUGAUUGAUUUUUGCAUUUUUGCUGUGAUUUUUUUUGUGAAAUAUGAAUUUUCAGAAUAUAUAUCAAAUCCAAUCUUUAUAUCUUUCAUCAA